UAAUGAAAAAAUAAAAGACACAGCAAAUUAUCGACUUGCGUGAAAGGGGUAGAACUAGACGAGGCCAACGAGCUACAGAGGCGCUAUUCAAACACAUCAAUCAAUGGCGUCUCUAGCAUCCAUUCGACACCCGGGAAACUCCAUUGUUAUCUUUUUAGAUUACAAAUCUCGAUCAACCAACUUCAAAAACACACCGUCCUCAUCUCUUAACCCCAAUGUAUUCAAGUGUUCCUCCAACUACACAACCCCUCCCCGCAACCUAAACCUAAAGAAGGUUUAUCGUCGUGCAGGCACGCCAACCCAAGCCGAUAACACUAAGAAUCCGUCUAGCCCCCAUUACAAGACCCAACCAACUCUUCGCAAGCAAAGAAGAAACUCCUUAAAUGAAGAGAAGGUUGAGAACAUCGGUGGAAGAAACUCUUUAAAUGAAGAGAAGGUUGAGAACAUCAGUGGAAAUGGAAAUAACAGAGGUUUAUCACCAAAUUUUGAUUUUGAUUUGGUUAGCUUAUGCAAGGAGGGUAAGGUUGCGGACGCAAUAGAUUAUAUGGGUCAAGGAGUAAGUGUUGAUUAUAAUUCUUUUGUUGCGUUAUUAGAAUCAUGUGCGGAUUUGAAGUCUUUUGAGUUGGGUAAAAGGGUUCAUGAAUUAUUGAGGCGGUCAGUUUUCGCUGGUGAUACAGAAUUGAACAAUAAAUUGAUUGAGAUGUACGGGAAAUGUGGGAGUGCAAGAGAUGCACGCCGUGUGUUCGACAAAAUGCAUGAGCCAAAUAAGGGGUCGUGGCAUUUGAUGAUGAAAGGGUAUGCUGAGAAUGGUCAGCCUAAUAAUGGAUUGUUGUUGUUUGAGCAGAUGAGAGAGACUGGGCUGCAGCCAGAUGGGGAGACUUUCUUAGUGGUCUUGGCAGUUUGUGCUAGUGCACAAGCUGCAGAAGAAGGGUUGAUACAGUUUGAAUUGAUGAAGUCCAAGUAUGGGAUUGCUCCAGGGAUGGUACAUUAUUUAGGGGUGAUUGACGUUCUUGGACAAUCUGGUCACUUAAAUGAAGCAGAGGAGUUUGUUGAGAGAAUGCCAUUUGAGCCCACAUCUGAAGUUUGGGAAUCUCUUAGAGAUUAUGCAAGAAUUCAUGGGGAUAUUGAACGUGAGGAUCAUUUUGAGGAGUUGUUAGUUUGUCUUGAUCCCUCUAAAGCCGAAACUAGUAAAAUUCCAUUGCCUCCAAGGAAGAAGCAUUCUGAUACAAACAUGCUUGAAGAGAAGAAUAGGGUGAGCGAGUAUCGGUGUACUGACCCUUACAAGGAAGAGGCUAAUGGAAAGUUGAGAGGUUUGAAUGGACAGCUGAAAGAAGCAGGUUAUGUGCCAGAUACACGAUAUGUGCUUCACGACAUUGAUGAGGAGGCUAAAGAAAGGGCACUAUUAUAUCACAGUGAGCGUUUGGCAAUUGCUUAUGGUUUGAUUAGUACUCCAGCAAGGACUACUCUUAGGAUCAUCAAGAAUCUACGGAUUUGCGGAGACUGUCACAACGCGAUAAAGAUCAUGUCAAAGAUUGUUGGGAGGGAGCUUAUUGUUAGGGAUAACAAGCGGUUUCAUCAUUUCAAGGAUGGGAAAUGCUCUUGUGGGGAUUACUGGUGAAAAUUUAACAGUUGAGGUUUUCAUACUUCCAAAUUGUUCCAUAAUUGUUCUACUAGAUUUUAUUCUUAAUCUCUAUCUGAAAGUACACCAAACUGUUUUUCUUAACUGAAUCGUGGACAGACGAGAGAUUUUCCUUUUGUACAUUAUUAUGCAUGUGUAUUGAUUUCCAAUAUUGAAAUCUAAAUUCAAUAAUAGAUGGUUUGAUCACU
Messenger RNA from Tripterygium wilfordii, 1827 nucleotides. RefSeq names its product pentatricopeptide repeat-containing protein At2g15690, mitochondrial-like. Lineage: Eukaryota; Viridiplantae; Streptophyta; Magnoliopsida; Celastrales; Celastraceae. The transcript has a single exon. Gene Ontology annotation, biological process: RNA modification. Gene Ontology annotation, molecular function: zinc ion binding; protein binding; RNA binding. The record is from RefSeq and is a predicted model, not a curated record. Bases 104 to 1618 code for a protein of 504 amino acids.